This is a messenger RNA of Uncinocarpus reesii 1704, 384 nucleotides long. RefSeq lists its product as uncharacterized. Gene Ontology annotation, biological process: copper ion transmembrane transport. Gene Ontology annotation, molecular function: copper ion transmembrane transporter activity. NCBI's taxonomy places the organism in Eukaryota, Fungi, Ascomycota, Eurotiomycetes, Onygenales, Onygenaceae. Gene Ontology annotation, cellular component: membrane. The record is from RefSeq and is a predicted model, not a curated record. Bases 1 to 384 code for a protein of 127 amino acids. The transcript is spliced from 2 exons.
AUGACAGAUCCUUCUCCUGACAUAAUCCCAGAUGUUAUGGAAUUGGAAUACCAUCGGUUCCUGUACGUUCAGUCUGAGGCGGUAGAGGAAAAUGUGUUGAUCAGUUUACCCUUAGGUUUCAUUGCCGAUACUUGGAAAAUCACUUCCAAGGGCAUGUUUGCUGGAUCGUGUGUCGGCGUUGUUCUCCUCGUCAUGGCACUUGAGUUUCUGAGGCGUCUCGGCCACGAAUAUGAUCGAUACCUUGCCGGGCAGCCAACCCUAUUUUCUCGAAAGAUCCCUACUGUUCAAAGCCCAGCUCCCAAAGAUCUUGCUUCAACAGAUCGCGACAUCACUCCCACAGCGAAUUUUGUCUCUCGACGCCGACGACUGACGCUUGCGCUGUAA